Messenger RNA from Mollisia scopiformis, 1116 nucleotides. RefSeq names its product DnaJ-domain-containing protein. The transcript is spliced from 3 exons. Gene Ontology annotation, cellular component: cytosol. Gene Ontology annotation, biological process: translational initiation. The coding region runs from base 1 to 1116 and encodes 371 amino acids. Gene Ontology annotation, molecular function: protein-folding chaperone binding. NCBI's taxonomy places the organism in Eukaryota, Fungi, Ascomycota, Leotiomycetes, Helotiales, Mollisiaceae. The record is from RefSeq and is a predicted model, not a curated record.
AUGGUAGCAGAAACCAAACUAUACAACAGUCUGGGCAUCCAACCCGACGCUUCUCAAGAUGAAAUCAAGAAAGCUUACAGGAAAAUGGCCCUAAAGCACCACCCAGACAAGAACAAAGAUAACCCGGCCUCGGCAGAGAAAUUCAAGGAGGUAUCGCAGGCCUACGAGAUCCUCUCGGACCCCGAGAAACGAAAGACGUACGAUCAGUAUGGCCUCGAGUUCAUGCUCCGCGGCGGCCCGCCCCCGCCCGAACCUGGCGCGGGCGGAAAUCCUUACGCCGGCGCAGCGGGCGGUAUGCCUUCUGGGUUUAAUUUUGGGAAUAUGCCAGGUGGCGCGGGAGGUGGUAGGGAUUUUCACUACGAGUUUAGCACGGGCGGCCCUGGUGGUGGAGGAUUCUCGUUCAGUAACCCGGAGAGUAUAUUCUCUGAGUUCUUGCGGGGCCAGACGGGCGGUAUGGGCGGUGGUGCGGAUGGGUUUGAGGAUCUAUUUGGCAGUGGGGGAUCGAGGAGGAGUAGUGGGAGGAGUAGGACUGCGUUUGCGGGUGCGGAACCGGCUGGUGUGAGGAGGGCUCAGACGCCUGAGGUCACGACUGUGGAGCGACCGCUGCCGUUGACGCUGGAGGAGCUAUUUAAGGGGACGCAUAAGAAAAUGAAGAUCAAGCGGAAGGCGUUCGAUGAGGUUACGGGGAAGAGGACGACACAGGAUAAGGUGCUGGAAAUGGAUAUCAAGCCUGGACUUAAGAAGGGCUCCAAGAUCAAGUUCAAGGGUGUUGGUGAUCAAGAAGAAGGCGGUCAGCAAGAUCUCCAUUUCGUAGUCGAAGAGAAAAAACACCCUCUCUUCACCCGCGAUGGAGACGACAUCCACCACACCAUCGACCUCGAACUCAAAGAAGCCCUCACAGGCUGGAAACGAACCGUAACAACCAUCGACGGCAAACAAAUCAACAUCGAGAAAGCCGGCCCCACACAACCGGGCAGCAAAGACAGCUACCCUAACCUCGGCAUGCCGUUGAGCAAGAAACCAGACACCAGGGGCAAUUUCGUCAUUACUUAUAAUGUGAAAUUCCCCAUUAGCUUGACGCCAGCGCAGAAGACGAAGUUGAAGGAGAUUUUGUAG